AUCAAACGCUCUAACGUCGACGAAGAACUAUCGAUUCACCAACUACUUGCCAGUCAAGAGACAACUCAGAUCAUCACCACCCCUAGGGAGUAUCAGCUUGACCUUUUCCAGCGUGCCACUCAGCAAAACACAAUCGCUGUUCUCGACACCGGUUCCGGCAAAACUUUGAUUGCUGUCCUUCUCUUGCGCCACACCAUCGAGAAUGAACUCCAAGCUCGUCUGGAAGGCAAACCUCAUCGUAUUUCCUUCUUCUUGGUGCCUUCAGUCCCGUUAGUCUUCCAACAGUUCACUGUGCUCGAGCGCAACCUCGACUACGAUGUGGAUCGUUUGUGUGGUGCCAUGAUGACAGACAAAUGGAGCAAGCAGGUCUGGGAUGAGCGUUUUGCCAAAGCCCAUGUCAUCGUCUGUACCCCUGAUGUUCUCAAAACUUGUUUGAGCUGCUCCUUCAUCUCUAUGCGCCAGAUCAACCUUCUGGUAUUUGAUGAAGCCCAUCAUGCUAAGAAGGGUCAUGCAUACGCUCAAAUCAUCAAAGACUAUUAUCUCACUGAAGUCGACGAGCGCUCCCGACCCAGGAUCUUCGGUAUGACGGCCUCGCCCGUCGACGCGAGAGUGGAUAUUCGGCAAGCUGCCAGGGAUCUCGAAAUCAUUCUGCACAGUAAAAUCGCUACAGCACGCGACCUUACCCUACUUCAGAACACAUUUGCCAAACCGCAGGAGUGGUUCUUGGAAUACACGACAUCUCACGCUAUUUCUCCACCAAGCAAGCUCUUCCAGGACUUGAAGAUCCAGUUUGGCAGUAUCAAGUGUCUCGGCAGCCUGUUCGAUCAUGCCAUCAAGAUACGCUCCCAUCUUGGUGACUGGUGUGCUGAUCUUUACUGGGGUUUCGCAAUGGCUGAGCAACGAUCGAAANAGAUGGAGUCUCGUGUUGAACAAGCUGCUCGAUCAAGAAAUUCUAUGGAAGAAAUCGAUCUCGAACUCGAACAAAUCCACAAAGCCAUGGAACUUAUCACGAACUAUGACUUCGGAAGACCUAAAACUGACCUCUCAGACCUCAGCGAAAAGGUACAAAACCUGCAUACCUACCUGAAUGCUCAUUAUGGGCGCUCUUCGGACGAUCGCUGCAUCGUGUUCGUUGAGCAACGCAGCACUGCAUAUCUACUCCAANAAGUCUUCGAAACGAUUGGUGGACCUUACUUGCGCGCAGGCCUACUUAUAGGAGCAAGCAACGGUCGUCUGGACGACGUACAAUCAACAUUUCGCAGUCAAGUGGUUACCCUCAUAAAAUUCCGAAAAGGAGAGUUGAAUUGUCUUUUCGCAACCUCUGUCGCCGAAGAAGGUCUAGAUAUUCCUGACUGCAAUCUGGUCGUACGUUUUGACAUUUGCAAGACAAUGAUCCAGUAUGUACAGUCUCGUGGACGUGCCCGACACAAGAACUCCAACUUCUUACAUAUGAAGGAGAAAAACAACUGGGAUCAUGGUAGUGUCUUGGAAGAAAUCCGUGCAGCAGAGAUGGUCAUGCGGGCUNUUUGCAAAGACCUACCUGCAGACCGUCAGCUGGACGGCGACAACGAUUUGGUCUUCACUCAAGACAUGAUCAGUCUUUACCCUACUCAUACGAUACCUGGUACGGGUGCAAAGAUCACUUUUGGCUCUGCUCUUCAGAUACUGUCACAUUUCGUGGACAGUCUUCCAAAGGAAGGCGAAGAAGCUUUGCAGCCUAUUUACAUCAUCACCAGACAGCGUGAGCGUUUCAUUUGCGAAGUGGUCAUCCCAGAGCCUUCGCCUGUUCGCUCAGCAGUCAGCGACCCUAUGACAAAAAAAUCACUUGCCAAACGAUCAGCUGCUUUCAAGGCUUGCAAAGAGCUUGUGUUCUCGAAGCACCUCAACUCUCACCUCGUCCCAGUUUACACCAAGAAGCUGCCAUCGAUGCGUAAUGCCGCGUUAGCGUUGAGCUCAAAGCAAACCGGUAUGUACAACAUGCGCGUUAAGCCUCGAGUUUGGGAAGAUGGGCGAGGUUCGAUUCCUUCCGUGGUGUACCUCACCCACAUAGACGUCUCAGAGGGGCUGAACCGUCCUCAUCAACCCUUGCUUCUUGUCACCAGAAGACCGAUGCCGAAUUUUCCAGAGUUUCCUCUAUUCUUGAACGACGGUCGCAGGACUGAUGUGAGGCUCACUGCACUCAAGACGCCCUGCGCAGUCACCGAGGCUGAACUGGCUAAGUUCAACUCCUUCACUCUGAGCGUUUUCAAAGACCUCUACAACAAGACGUACGAGGUUGAUGUCUCGAACAUGUCUUACUGGCUCGUGCCGUUUGAACGAUCGACUCAGCUCGCAGAGAUUCAUGAUGCCCCCUUCCAACUCAUAGAUUGGGCUACAUUGAACUACGUUUGCAAGGACAGUAAAGGGAUUCGGUGGUCACACAAUAUGUCUGGCUCAUUGCUGGUGGACAGGUUCUUCAUAGAUCCUUGGGAUGGCGGCCGUCGCUUCUUUUCAACGAGGGUAGCUACAGAAUACAAGCCUUCCGACCCUGUCCCAGAAGGCUGCGUGGCUUCGAGACGCCAAGCCGACAUCAUCAACUACACAGUUAGUCUGUGGCGAAAGACGCGUGAAACGAAGAAGACGUCGUGGAAUUCUGAGCAACCUGUUCUAGAAGCUGAGAAGGUAUUACACAGACGUAACAUGCUCGCAGAGCCUACUGCCAAGGAAGAACAAGAUGCAUCAAAGGUUCGCAGCUUUAUCUGUCCGGAGCCGCUCACUAUAUCUGCUGUAAGUUUAAUCUCAAUCAUCCAUCGUAUCGACGACUAUCUUAUCGCCAAGGAGACGUGCGAGGAGCUUGGCUUGACUGUAGAUCUGCCAUUGGCCUUGGAAGCAAUUACUAAGGACUCUGACAAUACAGAAGAUCAUCAGAGUCACGAACGAAUCAAUUUCCAACGUGGUAUGGGCAAGAACUACGAGCGCCUUGAGUUUUUGGGCGAUUGCUUCUUAAAGAUGGCGACGUCAAUCUCAACAUUCACGCAGAAUCCCAACGACAACGAGUUCGAUUUUCAUGUGAAGCGCAUGCUCCUUCUCUGCAACCAGAAUCUCUUCAAUGCUUCGCAAAAGCUUAAGCUCUAUGAGAACAUCCGCAAAGGAAUCAAGCUUUUGGAAGGCAAAGGUGCCAACAAGAAUGGUGAAGAGCCAAUCAAGCAUGCACUGGGCGACAAGACAAUCGCAGACGUGUCUGAAGCACUGAUGGGUGCAGCCUUUCUCACGCAUGACAAGCCUGGUAAGUGGCAGCCAGAACACUGGCGUGAUGCUGUCAGAGCUGUUACCCAGCUUGUUGACAAUCCUGGUCAUGCAAUGGAUGACUGGCUGGACUAUUCUCGUUCGUACGAGAAGCCAGCAUACCAAACAGCUGAGGUUAGAGCUUCAACGCUUGAGUUAGCCAAGAGGGUGGAACAGGAGCACGCAUACCACUUUGGCUAUCCACGCUUACUCCAGGCUGCCUUCCACCAUCCCUCUUAUCCGAACCUCUGGUCCGAUGGGAUUCCAUCAUAUCAGCGGCUCGAGUUUUUGGGCGAUUCACUUCUUGAUAUGACCAGUAUCACUCAUCUCUUCUACAAGUAUCCUGACAAGGAUCCUCAGUGGUUGACUGAACACAAGAUGGCGAUGGUGUCCAAUCAGUUCCUUGGAGCUCUCUGUGUUCGACUUGGGUUCUAUAAGCAUCUUCAAUACAAUCACGAAUCUUUGCGUCAACAGAUCGAGAACUAUGUUGUGGACAUUAAAGAUGCAGAAGCUGCUUCACAUGGAUCUAUGGAUUACUGGACGACAGUGAAGGGAAGCCCCCAAGGUAAGAAUGAAUGCUCAUUGGCCGAACAGUGUUAUACUGACGUCUUCCAGUGUCUGCCCGACAUAGUCGAAGCAUAUGUUGGUGCGAUGUUCAUUGAUGCGGAUUUCGACUAUAGCGUAGUGCAACGUUUCUUCGAUGUGCACAUGAAGCCGUUCUUCGAUGACAUGACUAUCUACGACGAUUAUGCGAACAAUCAUCCUGUGGUAAGUGGUGUCAAGAAACCCCAAUAUCUGCUCAGCUAU
This is a messenger RNA of Aureobasidium musti, 4071 nucleotides long. The record is from the annotation of a GenBank genome assembly. NCBI's taxonomy places the organism in Eukaryota, Fungi, Ascomycota, Dothideomycetes, Dothideales, Saccotheciaceae.